Molecule: messenger RNA, 1864 nt
Organism: Polistes canadensis
Lineage: Eukaryota; Metazoa; Arthropoda; Insecta; Hymenoptera; Vespidae
Gene: SerRS-m
Product: serine--tRNA ligase, mitochondrial
Exons: 6
Coding region: 283-1545 (420 amino acids)
Biological process (GO): mitochondrial seryl-tRNA aminoacylation
Cellular component (GO): mitochondrion
Molecular function (GO): tRNA binding; serine-tRNA ligase activity; ATP binding
Source: RefSeq, a predicted model, not a curated record
UACUCAGUUUUAAAAUAUAACAAUAUUUCAUUGGAUAUUUUUUAUAAGAUUAUAUUGCAUAGUUCUAACACACAGAAAUCAUUUAGAAUGUAUUUUUGUACAAGAUGUAUUUCUUUUACCCAUACAUAAGUGCGCUGUCAUACUGAGUGUAAUCUCGACGUUAUCUUAAUUGGAAGUUUAAAGUUGCAAAUGAAUUUUUGAAUAUUAAUUUAUGGUUAUCUAUCCACCGUGUUUACGAAUGCACAGUAUUUUAAUAUUAUUUUGAAUUAUUUAAAGAACAAGAUGAAUUUUACAAAAAGUUUACGUCAAUUUAUUGAAAUUAGAAGAUUUUGUACGCAGUAUCAAAAGUUAACAAAAAAGAAUUUUGAAUUAACAAAAUUAGGUAUGCCAGAACCAGAAUAUAAUAUAAAAUUUUUAUGCGAUCCUUUAAAUCGUGAUUACAUUGCUAAUAAUGUAAAAAAACGAAAGGGAGUUGGUGACAUAGACAAGGUCCUUGAACUAUUCAAGCAAAUAGAAAAACGUGACAUAUUUUUAAAUGAAUUAAGUAAAAUACCAAACGAUACAUAUUCAUCUGUAUUUGAAUAUGGAGAUAAACCACAUGUAUUGAAAGUAUGCGGAUCUAAGCAUGAAUUUAAUGUCAAGCCUAAAGAAUUUUCUUACUUAGCUAAAAAGUUAAAACUUAUGAGAUCACAAGGAUUAGGACCUAUAAUGGGAAGUCGAUGUUAUAUAUUUCAAGGUGAAUUGGCUGAAUUGGAAAAUGCUCUUAUACGGUAUACACUAAGAAAAUUAAUUAAACAUGGAUUUCAACUUGUAUCCGUACCGGACAUCAUACCAACUGAAAUUAUAAAAAGAUGUGGCUUAUUAGCGGAUGGUCCAAGAACGCUUGUAUAUAAUUUAAGUAAAAAUUAUGGAGAUGAUUAUAGCUUAUCAGGAACAGCUGAAAUGUCAUUAGCUGCUAAGUUGAUCAAUUCGAAAUUUUCUUAUAAAGAUUUACCAUUAAAAAUGACAGCUAUUAGUAGAUGUUACAGAGCUGAAAUAUCAAGCACAUCGAAUGAAAAAGGAAUAUACAGGGUUCAUCAAUUUACUAAAGUUGAAAUGUUUGUUUGCUCCGAACAAAACAAAUCUUCAGAAGUAUUUCAAUAUUUACUAGAUAUACAGGAAGAUUUAUUCUCUUCUCUAGGAUUACAUUUUAAAAUACUUGAUAUGCCGGCUCAUGAGUUAGGUGCUCCUGCUUAUAGAAAAGUAGAUAUGGAUGCUUGGAUGCCUGGAAGGAAAUUAUUUGGUGAAUUAUCAAGCUGCAGUAAUUGUACAGAUUAUCAGUCGCGCAGAUUGAAUAUAAAAUAUCAAUCACAUAAUGGUGAAAUUCUUCAUGUUCAUACAUUAAAUGGUACUGCUUGUGCAAUACCUCGCAUGAUGAUUGCAUUAUGUGAAACUCAUCAAACCGAACAUGGGCGUAUUAAAAUUCCGGAACCAUUGGUACCGUUUAUGGACGGUAAAACAUUAAUACGAAAGCAACCAAUUGCAUUGACAAGCAUUUACAAUUAAAAUUUGUAAAAAGAUAUAUUGUUAUAAUUUAUGUUAUAAUUAUGAAAUGAAAAUAGGAUUCACUAAAACUUCAAGUCUUAAACACAUCACCUGAUAGUAUAUUUUCUAUAAACUAAUACAAUAUUAUCAUACAAAGAGAGAAAGAUGGGAUUCCGAAAAUUGUACGUACACAGGGAUAAAGAUUUUUUUUUUCAUAAUUUCUUUGUUAUUCCGUAUAUAUUUUGUGGUGGAGUUAUAAAAAUGUAACACAAAAUAUUUUUUCUUAAAGUAAUACAAUUCAGAGACAUUGUAAAUUUACAAUUGUCAUCUUCCACGCUAA